Molecule: messenger RNA, 4762 nt
Organism: Cygnus olor (mute swan)
Lineage: Eukaryota; Metazoa; Chordata; Aves; Anseriformes; Anatidae
Product: A-kinase anchor protein 17B-like
Exons: 5
Coding region: 1931-3673 (580 amino acids)
Source: RefSeq, a predicted model, not a curated record
GGGGCCGGGGCCGGGCUGCGCCUGAGGGGGGCCGCUCCCCCAGCCCCGCCGCGCUCCGCCCCGGGGGUGGCGGCGGCGAAGGGCGCCUGGAAGCGUCCGCUGCCGGUGGCAGCCGGCUGCAGCGGCGGCCGGAGGGGUAAACAAGCAUUGGAUCCAAAAGAUGUUGCUCCGAGUGUCAGCGAACUCUAAUUUUGGCAGAACUGCAUGAAUUGUACAGCUAGCAACUCUCUGCUGAACAUACUGAACUUUGAGUCUCCAGAAGAGCGUGCCAGUAACAAGUUUGGCCAAAGGUGACUUUUUAUACAACCAGAAAUUUUAGUGAAGGAGCCAUAAAGAAAGAGAAGCCUGAAAAGACUGACACUGUGAGAACAGGAGCACAAGGGGAAAAAAGGGUUUGAAAGGUGAGAGUGUAUUUUUAGAGAAUGUUCUAUUUUCUUAAGAUUUGCUAGACUAUUCCAUACCAAGUAAAAUCCAGGAAAGGAGAUGCUACUGUUUUUUUUUUGUUUGUUUUGUUUUUUUUUUAAAAAAAAAGGUUUGAGGAAACAGGAGGCGACAAACUUGAAACAAUACUGAGUAGUUCUACAUUUGUGUGUUACUGCAGGAAAAAAAAAAAAGCAACAUGACAAUUCUGUGUGUAAGGCAUAGAUGAAGGAGUCUGUUAUGAUAAAGAGGUUGGACUAGAGACAUCCUGGGGUCCUUUCAGGCUUGAUUAUUCUAAGAUUCUGUGGACCUGGGGUGAAAUCUGAGAGCUGAGGCUUGGUUGCUUAAAAUUCUGCAUGUGCUUUUUAUUUGUGUGUUUGCUUUCUCAUUGUUCUAUGCUGCAACACCACAAAUUAAUGUCUUUAUGCUCUGAAGUAUGCCUUCCAGUUGGCUGGAAGGUUCAAAGCUAGAAACACUUUUUCUGCCUUUCUGUCCACCCCUUUUUACAUAUCAGUUUUUCAUUGUUGUUAUCUUUAGGGCAGUGGUUUAGGAUUUUUGUAUGCAAGUAACAGUAGUAUGUGGAAGCUUUAAUUUGGUAGUGUGUUUGUAUUGCACACGAGACUGUCACUGGUAAUUAAUCAUGUUACACACCUCCAUAUUAAAAAAACAAAACAAAAACAAAACACAACAAAACUUUGGUAUGCUCAACAUAGCAACUCAAAUGCUCGAUCUCUGAAAACAUCACUCUGCUUCCAUUGCUAAUUGAGUAUCUUCUUACUCAAAUACUUUAAAAAUAGAUAUUUUAAAUGUUUGUGUGAACAUUUUGUUCCUUGAAUUUUCUGGAGUUUUCUGUGACAAAUCAUGUCGGUUGUUUAGUAGAUCUGUUUUCUACAGGACAAGGUUUCCAGAAAGUGGUGACAGCUUCAGCUUGAAUUUUUAUAGCAAUGGAAGUAGUCUUGUAAUGUCUUUUAAAUGGCACCCUUAUGCUAAUCUGUAGGGGAGCUUUGUUAAGGUAAGAAUUAGAUCUGAAUGAUCAGCUUCUGGUUGUGUCCUUGGAGACAAAAGAUAAUGUGAAUCUGUCUUCUUGGCAGUGCAUAUAAAGAAAACCCUAGAAUACAAACCAUUUGAAGAGACAAGUACAGAACUAACGUGUUCUAAAUGUGUGCAUCAGUUAGAUGCGUGUCAUCAAUAUGCAAUGUUUUUUAAAUAUAUCAUUCUAACAGCCAAGAUUUCUUAUUAGCCACAUGUGGAUUCUUGGUGACUGGUUGUUUAUUGUUAGCAUUUCAAAGACUGACAUCCAAUUUCCCAGGACUCGAAAUGUAAAAUAAGUGUCGUCUAAAUUGUCCCAUAUUGAUAAUUACCUAGAAAAAAACGUGGUGAUGAACAAAAAGUUCAAGAGAGAAAAAAGAAAGCUAAGCUCAAGAGGAGAGAAGAGAGGCAGAUAGAUGGAGAUGAAAAUCAUCCCCAAAAGCAGAAGGUACCAGCUGAAGAACAGCAGUGGCCAGAAAAUAUGCCUGAAUGGGAAGAAAGGAAAUCCCUGCUAGCUCAGAGAAGAGUGGAGUCUGUCAGACUGCUUACAGUCCUGUUAAACCGUGUGAAAGAUUUUGUACAGUUGGCAAGUCAAAAAGUGGAUCCUUCACUGGGCGUAAGGAAGGACGAUUCCUUUUCUGAAAGAGCAUUAAAAGACGUUCAUCAGGAACAGAUUAACUCUCGUUGUAAUACGCAAAAAGAGUUGAAGCAUAAGGAGGAGUUUAAGUGUCAAUUAACCCAAAAAAGCAGCAGCUUAUCUAGUGAGGAAGGAGAUGUGACUAAGUUCCAUGCGUCUACUUCUCAUAUAGUCAGGACAAUUUUAAAUGACCCCAGUACAGCCCUGAGUUCUGACAGAUUGACUGGCAGAGAUGUGCACAACUCCUUUGGCUGUGGAUCUUUGCUGAUUACAGUUACCCAAGACUGCAAGGUCAUCAAAUCUCUGGAUGGAAGGGACUGCCCAACAUUGAAUGUAGUUCACACGCAGACAGUGUCUGAGGAUGGUUGCAGAAAGCAAAAGGUUUAUGAGACUGAUGAAUUCAUUAAUUAUUUAUUAAAUUACUACCAGACACCAAGCUAUGCACGUGUUUGCUUAGAGCCAAAAAAUUCUGCAAACAAGUCCUGGUGGAAGAGAGUGGUGUCUGAUGAUGAUAGUGGUUUCCACAUCAGCUUGAGUAACAAACACGGCCAGCAUUUCAGAGAAGUGAGUCUUGUACAAAACCUCAACAAGAGAAAUUUUAUUAGUGAUGAUAAUUAUAGACUGGUGAUCACAGUUGGGAAAUUGGAAUCAACAGACACAGUGUUGAAAAACAAGGCCUAUGCAAGUCAGCUAGCAAAAAAGUUGCAAGUACAGAGGAAUGAGACACUCUCUGUUGAUUGCUUACCAUAUGCUGGACUGAAUCAUUCUUUGGAUUGCACUACCGUUACUCAUGAUAAGGAGCUCAAUCAAGAAGAUGGUAGAAAUGAAGUUACCAUACCAUACAAAAUAUGUAGAUCCGCUUGCAAAUUAAAGGAUUUGUUGGAAGAGAUCAGUGAUUCCGAGUACUUUAGUGAGGCGUGUGGCGGUGCAAUGAAGAGAACAGAAAGAAGGUGUGAAGAAAUGUACAGCAAUUAUGAUAAAGGGUGCUUGCCUACAAGAAAGAGGGAGAGAAAAUUACUGGUUUAUCUUAAAAAUGUAACUCUGGAAGGUCAAGAAAAGGAAAGCAGGAAAUGUGACUUCUGUUCUAAUUCCGCCCUUGAGGGCUUGGCAAGGCAGUGUGAACAGAAGCUUAAAAAGUCAUGCAAGAGGUCUAGUAGUAAGUUAAGACAUGAAGGACAGAAAAGUGAGAGACAAUCCAGGGAAGAGGAGAGAAAUACUCGCAAAAUGAAGAAAAAGAGAAAAAAGCUUUCUUCUAAUCUUUUAUCUGAUGAGUGUGGCUUUUCAGAGGUGGACAGUUGCAUACAGCUGGAGUCACUUAGAAAGAUACAAAGAAAAUGUAAUAAAGCAUUCCACAACAAAGUGAAAUUCAAGACUCUUCACACGGCUGUGGCAGCACCAGACAUUACCACUUCUGAUGGCUCGCCACUUCAAGAGACUCUCCAGAGCCCAGGAGAUGAGAGGAAAUUAAUGUUGAGAAGAGAGAUGGAUGCAGAUGUCAGAGGAUGCCCUCUCUUUCCUCUUGAGAUAAUUCAGACAAACCCCUGCUCAGAUUCUUUCUGUGGAGCAGAGCCCAGAAGAGGAUGCUGAACAGCUACUAAUAUAAUAGCUCUUAAGCUUCUGUGUAGAAGUGGGAGAAGAAAGCCCUUUAGUCGUUAAAAGUUAUUGGAAAUACUGGGGCUUUUUUUGCUUAGAUAAUUCCUUCAGUCCGAAUAAUCUAAGUGGUGUAGUUAGCCACAAAACCAGAAUUUUUAUUUGCUUUUUGGAUAAGAGGACCAAAAUUUUCCCUAGGGCCAAACAAACUUGUAUGGACCAGUUGCUAAGAAUUCGAAGGUUUACAGAUUGAGAUCUCAGACUUAGUCUGAUUAAAGGUAGGCAGCCACGUAAAUGUCAAAGUUACAGUAUUUAGUAGUAACGAGUCUGUGGAAAACAAACAAACAAACAAAACCCCACAUGGAGAUAUGUAAAUCUUAGAGCAAACAUACAAAGUGCCUCCUCAAUCAGAUUGUUAAAACGAUGGGACUGGAAGGAGUGGGGGACCUGUGUUCUCAGUUGUGGGGAAUAACAGCUUCCCAAAUAUGAAAAUAUCCUAUCUUCUGAAAGUGUUUCUGAAAACUUGUCUUUAGGAGAAGGGAUUUCACAAAGCUUUUGUUAAAUAUAGUGCUUCGGAAAUCUGAAUGAUGAUCUAAGCAGAGCUCUGAAUGUUGGACAGUAAAAGGACAACGAUUGUCAGCAUGCUGACAGCUCACACACGUGCAGGCUGAAAAUUUGUUCACAAGAUUUCAAAACCUUGCCCUUUUGAAGGCACAUGCAGUGAGACAGCUAUUUAGUACAAGUUAGCUUACAGAAAAUUCCAGAGGAAUUGUCUAAUGUUGUUAAAUUUCUGCUGCAUGGAGGUAAAAAUGUGAAAACGCAGUCUAGGAGCUUGAGUUAUAUCCAUAUUUACUCAGCUGGCUAUAUUUAGAAGACAGACACAAUUGCUCUUGGACAAAGUCCCUUAGCAAGAUAUAGAGGAUCGGUUCUAAGUACAAUACACUGAUUAUUUCAGCUUUCAUUUUAGUAUGCUUAAUUUAUUACAUGUCAAUAUACUAAAUUAAUGUGAUGAUGUUGCCUUUCUUUUAUAGCAUCUUACCCAUGUUUGUAACUUCUGCUCUAAUAAAUUGUAAUUAAAAAAAAAAA